Molecule: messenger RNA, 1272 nt
Organism: Schizosaccharomyces japonicus yFS275
Lineage: Eukaryota; Fungi; Ascomycota; Schizosaccharomycetes; Schizosaccharomycetales; Schizosaccharomycetaceae
Product: LEA domain-containing protein
Exons: 2
Coding region: 1-1272 (423 amino acids)
Biological process (GO): mitotic nuclear bridge organization; regulation of mitotic nuclear envelope disassembly
Source: RefSeq, a predicted model, not a curated record
AUGCAGCUGAAAACACCAUUGCUGCUGCUAUUUUCGUUUUCUCAGCUGCUCGUUUCUCGAGCAGAAGAGAAAACAUUGACUGCUGAUCCAAUUGUCACGAUAACAAACACUAAAGUGGUUUCUAUCCAAACAGUAGUUGUGACUGAGUUACCGGAGCUUUCUCAUGUUAGCGACUCCUGGCCUCAAAAAAAGAUCGACAAGUUUCUGGAGAAGAACAUUGUUGAACCGGUGGAAGACUUGCGUCAGAACCUUAAGAGACGCACUCAAAAAUACUGGUCGAAAAAGGAGAAGGAUGGCCGUAGUGAGGAAGAGUUGCGUGAACAAGCUGAUGAAAGGGAAGAAGAACUUGAACGGUUGUACAGCUCGUGGUCAAAAUCAGAACUCGUCAAUUGGUUAAUCCAACAUAAUUACAAAAUUCCUGAACCAGGUACGUAUGAGCAGCUGUUGCAGACGGUGAUGCAUGCUUCUCGUACCCUUGUUGCUACAGGACCCGAAAGCUACAACGAGUGGUCUACUAUUGGACUGACAGAUCUGCUUCACAGGCGUGGAGUCAGAAUUCCUAAAGGCGCUACACACAGAGAAUUGGUAGAGCUUGCAAAAAGAUACGUUCCUCCGAACGACGCCGAACCUGACGAAGCGAAACCCGUUUCUGUGAAAAAGGUGGAAAAAGAAAAAGAGGAGGACGUAGACUCAAAGCCGUACGUCGAUUGUCUGUUUUAUCAUUGGUACGAUGGUCGUCUGUUGGCUUUCUUGCGCUCAAGGGGUCAGGCAACUUCAGCUCUUAUGCCUCGUGAAAAGCUACUCGAAGCUGUGUAUGAAACGCGUUUCGAUCCAAGAGCACCCAUUGCGUCUAACGUUCUGGAUGGAUGGUCGACUGCUGAUAUAGCACAAUGGCUAUCAAAAUAUGCACCGUCUCUUAUUCAACCCGGUGAAAACAUCAAGGCAGACAGAAACAUUGCUCUAAACGUCGCUAAAAUGUACUACAGCACGGUUCUUGACGAGCACGACUAUCAGACGCUUGUUGUUUUAAACGAUACUCUUCUGUCUCAUGCGGGCCUUUCAACAAUAGACAGUUGGUCGGAUGACGAAUUAUUGGAGGAACUCGAAGCUUUUGGGGAGCUUGUACCCAUUCCAUUUGAUAAGGCUAAUGCUUACAAGCGGUUACUGCCGCAUUGGAGAUUCUUUAUGUAUGGACCAAGUGUAAAAGACCACAUGAAAUACUGGGCUAAGAAGCUCACCAAAAUAAUCCGGGAUUCGUCUGUUUUCGCUUGA